GUAGUUUAAUUGCAGAACUAUAUGGCCUCUGUGGGCGUUUUCGAUUGUGAUCCACCCACUACUGCAGAUAUUUUUAAAGUCGGUGAAAGUGAAAGUGAGCGAUAAUGGUGCAGCAGGAGAAGGAUGUCUCGCAGCGAAGGUGGUCUUCACUGGUCUGAGUUUACUUGGUGAACAUGUUUUAAGUCUCCACAUAGCUGUCAGAUGGAUCCCGGUUCACUCUCACUCCGCGUUAUCAUGGUCUGUCUGCUCGGAGCUGCCCGCUGCUCCAACGGCGGUGAUAUCACUUGUCCAUGUCGAGAAAUUUCUCCACUGCCUCUCACUGAACCUCCACCACAGGACUGUCUUCACAGCCGUUUUCGCUACACCUGUUUAGACGGUUACUUGAGGAAAGUGGGAACCUCAAACCUCAUCAAAUGCACGCAACAGAAGAUCGGUGGUCCAAAGUGGUCCACCCCCACCCUCGUCUGUAUAGCUGACCCAAAGAGAACCACAACACCAACACCGGAGAGAACAGUAGCAAAGGGUCCCACUGAUAUUCCCCCAGACAUCAGCACUUCCACGACGAUUACUUCCAGCAUCCCAAACACGAUCAAGAGUGCAAGCACCUCAGCGUCAGAGGCCACGGAAACAAACAGUGCAACGUCAGCCUCACCAGGUGUGCAGUCAGAGCACUCACAAGUAAACUUCAAGGAGACCAAAGCAACAGCCUGGACAACAUCAACCUCAACCUCAACCUCAACCUCAACCACCCCCACCACCACCACCACCACUGAGCCUUUCAAUGACACGACACAUAAAGCUGAUGUCCACACUAGCCCCAGACUUGGCCCAACAAUUCCAGCGGUGAUCAUUUGCUUUUCAUUGCUGAUCGUCUGCGCUUUAAUUGGACUCAGAUACAUAUGUUAUAGAAGGAGAUCAAGAAACAACAACCCACCAGCGACAGAAGAAGAAAAGGUUGCCAUGAGUCCUGUGUCACUGGAAUGAUAGAGUUUGUGUUCUAUGAUUUUGUCUUGCACGGAGAAUGAAAUGUCUCCAUGCUGUGAAGAAUUAAUUAUUACCUCCGUGUGUGUUGCCUCCAUCUGACAACCCAUUUGAGGGUCUGUGGACAUUAGCCCAAAUUACAGAAGCUGACUUCAUAGGACAAAUUCCCAAGAAGCUGAGCUUAUGACCUUUCUCCAAAUAGUUCUCAGGACAUUUGCAGCCGUAUAUUUGAACUGCACAUAAGGGACUUUGAAGACCUGUGACCAAUCACCUGGUGCUACAACAGACAGUGCUUUUUUUUCUACUUUUCUUGGAUAAGUCUGGUGAUAUUCCGUGUUCUUUUUACACUCAUCAAUCUCCAUGAACUGGAUCACGUGAUUGUCCCCAUGCAUGAGUUCCACAGACAGCGAAAGCAAGGAGCUGACUGUUGAUUUCAGAAAAAAGGAGGCAAAGACACACACGCCCGUCCACAUCAGUGGAGCUGAGGGGGAGCGGGUGAACGGUGAAAACUGCCCAGAGCAUCAUCGGCACCCAUCAGCUGACCCUGAAGGAUAGUGAAUGACAAAACUAAGCCACAGCCAGUUCACCCUGCUGUCAAGCAGCAGUUUCUCUCCUCAGACUAUGAGACUGUGGGGAGUUCAUCCACCACCACCACCACCAUAACAGUUUUAUUUUUAUGGCUUGACUAUUUAUUCAUGUUUGUGUGUGUGUGUGUCUGCUUGUGAGUAUCAUAAAGAGCCUGUAUCUGUAACCUUGUUAUGUGUGUGUAAAACAGUAAUUAAAGUGAAUCUUGAAGUAACAGCAA
This is a messenger RNA of Toxotes jaculatrix (banded archerfish), 1786 nucleotides long. RefSeq names its product interleukin 15 receptor subunit alpha (gene il15ra). Gene Ontology annotation, molecular function: interleukin-15 receptor activity. Gene Ontology annotation, cellular component: plasma membrane. The coding region runs from base 202 to 984 and encodes 260 amino acids. NCBI's taxonomy places the organism in Eukaryota, Metazoa, Chordata, Actinopteri, Toxotidae. The transcript is spliced from 8 exons. The record is from RefSeq and is a predicted model, not a curated record. Gene Ontology annotation, biological process: interleukin-15-mediated signaling pathway.